Gopherus flavomarginatus (Mexican gopher tortoise) is the source of this 2251-nucleotide messenger RNA. Its product is annotated as protein jagged-1b-like. Gene Ontology annotation, biological process: Notch signaling pathway; heterophilic cell-cell adhesion; establishment or maintenance of epithelial cell apical/basal polarity. Gene Ontology annotation, cellular component: plasma membrane; protein-containing complex. NCBI's taxonomy places the organism in Eukaryota, Metazoa, Chordata, Testudines, Testudinidae. The coding region runs from base 1 to 1944 and encodes 647 amino acids. The transcript has 14 exons. Gene Ontology annotation, molecular function: calcium ion binding. The record is from RefSeq and is a predicted model, not a curated record.
AUGAAGCUGAGAAGCUGCUGGAUCGUCUGGAUCCUCCUCUUGCUUCAGAUGCGGCCCCAGAUGGAGGCAUCUUCCGGGCAGUCCAGUGCUGUUAAACAGGGGCUGCGCCCCACCCCAGAGGUGGCUGCAUCUCAGCACUGGGUCCCUGAAGCAGCUGGCACUUUCGAGCUGCAGAUCCGGCUGAUGCACAAUGAACGGGGGGUGCUGGCAGACGGGCGCUGCUGCCAGGGCGGGGCAGAGCUGCCAUGUCCCACUGGGGAGCAGUGUCGGACUUACUUCCGGGCCUGCUUGAAAGAGUAUCAGCUGCGUGUCCUCCCUGGGGGGCCCUGCGUGCUGGGGGCUGGCGCCACUCCCGUGCUGGGGGGCAACACCUUCACAGCUAAGCCCAGGAGGGGCGCAGAGCAUGCAGGCAGGAUCACCAUGCCAUUCCAGUUCGCCUGGCCGCGUUCGUACUCACUGAUCCUGGAAGCCUGGGAUGCUGACAACAUCACCGGCCCUGGCACCCCAGGCGGGGGGUCCCUGGUGGAGCGGGUGACACGGUCGGGGAUGCUGAACCCGGGCGAGGGCUGGCAGGAUUUCCAGCACCAUGGGCGGGGCACAGCGCUGGAGUACCGGCUGCGGGUGCGCUGCGCCCCCCACUACUACGGCCCCGCCUGCAACCGCCUGUGCCGGCCCCGCGACGACUUCUUCGGCCACCACAACUGCGACGCCGCAGGCAGUAAGGUCUGCCUGGAUGGCUGGACAGGAGAGGAGUGCACUCGUGCCAUUUGCCACCAGGGCUGCCACGAGCUACACGGCUUCUGCGAGGAGCCUGGAGAAUGCAAGUGUCACUACGGCUGGACGGGCUCCAACUGCGACGAGUGCAUCCCCUUCCCCGGCUGCCUCCACGGGACCUGCACCGAGCCCUGGAAGUGCGACUGCGACACCAACUGGGGCGGGCUGCUGUGUGACAAGGACCUGAACUACUGUGGCUCCCACCAGCCCUGCCGGAACGGCGGCACCUGCACCAACGCGGAGCCGGACGAGUACCAGUGCCUGUGCCCCGCGGGCUUCCGGGGCCGGGACUGCGAGAGGGGGCUGGACGAGUGUCUGCCGGAGCCCUGCGCCCAUGGCGGAACCUGCCACCCCCUCCCAGAUGGGUUCAGCUGCACCUGCCCGCCCCAAUGGACCGGUAAAACCUGCCAACUGGAUGCCAACGAGUGUGAGCGGGAGCCCUGCGUGCACACCCGGGGCUGCAAAAACCUCAUCGGGGGCUACUUCUGUGACUGCCUGGAGGGCUGGACCGGCCCCAACUGUGAGACCAGAGACGAUGGCUGCCAGGGGCGGUGCCGCAAUGGGGGGCAGUGCCAGGCAGUGGGUACCGGGCACGUGUGCUCCUGCCCCGCUGGCUACACGGGCGCGGCCUGCGAGACGGAGCUUGGCGGCUGCGCCAGCACCCCCUGCCAGCAUGGAGCCCGCUGCCAGGAGAUGCCAGGACAGGGGGUGGCGUGUAGCUGCCCGCCUGGCCUCAGUGGGCCCUUCUGCGAGGUCUGGCUGGAUCUCUGCUCCCCGAACCCCUGCCCCAGAGGGGCUUCAUGCCUGGGUGGGGCAGGCAGCUAUGUGUGCUCCUGCCCGGAGGGGGUCUGCGCUGAGGCCGCCGGACAGACCCUGCUCUAUGCCCUGCUGCCCCUGGCACUGCUGCCCCUCCUGGCUGCCCUGCUCUGCGCCUUCCUGAUGCUGUGGACCCGCCGGAAAGGCCGGGCGCUGCCCCCGCAGGAGCUGCUGGCCAACAACGCCCCACACCUCAUCCACAAUGCCACCCAGGGGGACCACGGCCAGCCCCUGGACAAGGGGGGGCUGCCCUUCCCCCUGCCUCGCAGCCUCCCCAAGACGGACAUCUCCAACCUGGAGAGAGCCAAGCUCAACGAACUCAAUGUGGCGGCCGGCCUGGAGCCCAAGCUCUGAUCCAGCGUGGGGGGAGAGCGGGCUGGACCCACGUUGCCCCCCCAUGCUGUGGUAUAAGGGGACCGGGGUAGGGUUUGGCCCUGCACUGGGGACCCUCAUGCCCCCUGAUUCCCCACGGCUCUGCUAAAGCACCUUAACCGCCCUUCCAUGCCAAGGGGGCACAUUCGCUCUCCUCACCCCACCAGGCGAGCGUGGGUCAAACCCAGAGGGGUGCUCCCUGGAGGGAGGGUAAUUCAGACCAGCCGGUUGAGGCUGCCCCAGUUCAUCAGACAGGUGGAAGCUCGCCAGGGGAGGGGAACUGGAUGCC